AUGGCGGACGAGGUGCAAGCAGGGGCUUCUCCCGCUCAAUCGGACGUCAGCAAGGAAGUCGAGGAGGCUCCAAAGCCUGCAGGUGUCAAAUGGACAAGGUAUAUCGGCCUAAAGGGCAAGGAUUCCCAGGCCCUGGAGGAGCGAUGGGCUCACCGGGAGAAGUGGUCCAUGGGCAUUCUCAGCGAUAAACAGACCGACGAGGUGCCGGGAACCAUCCUGCUGCUCGCCGCAAAGCGAAAUGAGCCUCUCGGCCUUAGAAAUACGCCUGCUCGGACGUCUGCUACAUCACUUCCCUCACCAUACCCUCCAUCCAGAGGCUCCUCGCGCGGCCCUGCACCGGUCCAGAAGCGAACCGCAGAUGGAGCCAUAGUCCUAGAUCCUCAGCCGGAGGAAUCUAUGAACGAUCCUCUUAACUGGCCGAUGUGGCGGCGAGACCUGGCCAUGCUCUGUCUGGGCUUCUACUGCAUGCUCGGAGGCGGUAUGACGCCCAUCCUGGCAGCUGCAUUCAAUGAAGUCGCGGCGGAGUACCACAUCACCUUCCACGAGGUCGCCCUAACCACCGGACUCUACAUGCUGGGUCUCGGCCUCGGCUCCGUCGUCAUGUCGCCCACUGCCAUCUUAUAUGGUAAGCGGCCGGUUUACAUUGCCGGUGCUACCAUGUUUAUCAUCUCUGCAGUCUGGUGUGCUCUUUCUCCUUCCUAUGUCAGUCUUGUCAUUGCUCGCAUUUUCCAAGGUUUAGCCGUUAGUCCGGUCGAGUGUCUUCCAUCGGCCACAAUUGCAGAGAUCUACUUCUUGCAUGAACGUGCAUACCGAGUUGGAAUAUAUACUUUGCUGCUUUUGGGCGGAAAGAACUUGAUUCCCCUUGUCAGUGCCGCCAUCACAAACAGCUUAGGAUGGCGUUGGAUUUUCUGGAUGGUUGCCAUCACCACUGGAUUUAGUGCAAUCCUAGUAUUCUUAUUCGUUCCAGAGACCUUCUGGGACAGAACUCCACGUCCUCGUGCAAAGCGACCCCAUGUGCGAAGGAGCAUGUCUGAUCUUGUCCAUACCAUUCGAGGCAGGUCCUCGCAGCCUGUCACUCCUGGUGCAGUGACUCCCAGCGCAGUGACCCCAGGAAUAGAGGAACCAGACAGGCAGUUGGGUGCCGUUACACCCCGAAAGCAUAAAAAUGCUCAUGUUGGUUUCGCUGGGGAUGAGAAGGCAGAGAUUGAGAAGGAUCACUCCAAGGCAGAGGAUGAACAAGACACCGCCCAGCCUGACAUUCCUACCAUAGUAAUCGACCCUGAGGCCCAGCGGUCCAUCCCAGCUUCCAGAGACCAGGCAGAUCCGACCACCCAGCUAUCUCAACAGCAGAUAUACACCAGCAACCUCCGUGCCAGACCACCAGUCAGCUUCAUCCAGACACUAAAACCAUGGAAUGGCCGAAUUACCAAAGACAGCUGGUUCCGCGUCAUGCUCCGCCCAUUCAUCCUUUUCGCCUACCCUGCCGUCCUCUGGUCCUCCAUGGUCUACGCCCUCUCAGUUGGAUGGCUCAUCGUCCUUUCAGAGUCGGUGGCAGAGAUCUACGCCAAACGCGACACCUACAAUUUCACCCCCUUGCAGGUCGGGUUGGUAUACAUUUCCCCCUUUGUCGCCGGUAUUCUCGGCACCAUCGUGGCUGGAAGAGUCUCAGACAUCAUUGUUCGAUUCAUGUCCCGUCGAAACGGAGGCGUUUACGAACCUGAGUUCCGUCUCGUAAUGGGCCUCCCUAGCACUUUGGCAACUACCAUUGGCCUAAUGGGCUUUGGAUGGAGCGCCCAGGAGAAGGAUAACUGGAUUGUGCCCACCGUCUUCUUCGGUAUCUUGUCCUUUGGCUGUACUCUCGGAAGCACCACAUCAAUCACAUACUGCGUUGAUAGUUACCGUCAAUAUGCCGGUGAGGCUCUGGUGACGCUUAACUUCAGCAAGAACGUUCUCCAUGGAUUUGUUUUCUCUCUCUUUUUCGUCCAGUGGCUUCAGGCAGACGGAGCAAAGGAUGUUUUUGUUGCAUUGGGCGGCAUUCAUCUUGCAUUGAUGCUUUUCACAAUCCCCCUAUAUAUCUACGGCAAACGGGCCCGCAUGUGGACCGUUAGAAAGCAAAUGAUGGAGAAGUUUUAG
This is a messenger RNA of Nannizzia gypsea CBS 118893, 2133 nucleotides long. RefSeq names its product major facilitator superfamily transporter multidrug-resistance protein. NCBI's taxonomy places the organism in Eukaryota, Fungi, Ascomycota, Eurotiomycetes, Onygenales, Arthrodermataceae. Gene Ontology annotation, molecular function: transmembrane transporter activity. The transcript has 4 exons. The record is from RefSeq and is a predicted model, not a curated record. Gene Ontology annotation, biological process: transmembrane transport. The coding region runs from base 1 to 2133 and encodes 710 amino acids.